AUGGAUGAUGCUGCUAUCCUUAAGAAAAGAGGCUACAUCAUGGGCGGGAAUUUAGGGGAAGGGUCCUAUGCCAAAGUGAAGUCGGCUUUCUCGGAACGGCUGAAGUUUGACGUAGCUAUCAAAAUCAUCGACCGGAAGAAAGCGCCUCCGGAUUUCUUGGAAAGGUUUCUCCCGAGAGAGAUAGACAUCUUAGCCAAAGUCAACCACCAUUCCAUCAUCAAAACCUACGAGAUAUUCGAAACGUCCAACGGCAAAGUCUACAUUGUGAUGGAGCUUGGCGUUCAGGGCGACUUGUUAGAAUUCAUCAAGUUGAAAGGGGAGAUGCCUGAAGACAUCGCGCGCAAGAUGUUCCGUCAAUUGGGCACCGCUAUCAAAUACUGUCAUGACAACGACAUCGUGCACCGGGAUUUGAAAUGCGAAAACCUUCUGCUAGACAAAGAUUACCACAUUAAGCUUUCGGACUUCGGCUUUGCCAAACGCCUGCUUCGGGAUGACGAGGGCAAAAUUGUCUACAGCAAAACUUUCUGCGGUUCUGCUGCUUACGCAGCCCCGGAGGUUUUGCAGGGCAUCCCGUAUGAGCCCAAAAUUUACGACAUGUGGAGUCUGGGCGUUAUCCUCUAUAUCAUGGUCUGUGGAUCGAUGCCUUACGACGAUUCGAACAUCCGGAAAAUGUUACGCUUGCAGAAGGAGCAUAGGGUGCAUUUCCCCAAGUCCAAAAACCUGACCAUUGAAUGCAAAGAUCUGAUUUAUCGCAUGCUUCAACCCGACGUGUCCCGACGCUUGCGCAUCGAAGAGGUUUUAAGUCACAUAUGGAUGCAGCCCGGCAAAAUCAGAGCUGUGUCGGCCACUUCGGUCGGGAAAAAUGGAGAGAGCUCGCGGAGUACGGCUGAGCUAAAACCGGAGCACCGAUCAGAACGGGAGAAGAACCAGAAAAGCGAAUCCAAGCAAACUCUGAUCUCCACCGUGGCUCCUCGGCUGGAAGCGGUCGAAGAAGUAGAGGAGGUCCCCGAAGGAGACAAGAACGACGAAGGAGUGGAGAAGAUUGCCGAGGAGUUUGAGAACGAUAUCUGA
Molecule: messenger RNA, 1071 nt
Organism: Protobothrops mucrosquamatus (brown spotted pit viper)
Lineage: Eukaryota; Metazoa; Chordata; Lepidosauria; Squamata; Viperidae
Product: testis-specific serine/threonine-protein kinase 1-like
Exons: 1
Coding region: 1-1071 (356 amino acids)
Biological process (GO): intracellular signal transduction; microtubule cytoskeleton organization; protein phosphorylation
Cellular component (GO): cytoplasm
Molecular function (GO): ATP binding; tau-protein kinase activity; protein serine/threonine kinase activity
Source: RefSeq, a predicted model, not a curated record